This is a messenger RNA of Dermacentor andersoni, 534 nucleotides long. The record is from RefSeq and is a predicted model, not a curated record. NCBI's taxonomy places the organism in Eukaryota, Metazoa, Arthropoda, Arachnida, Ixodida, Ixodidae.
UGUAAAGCGCUUCGAACUUUUGAGCCUUUGCAGCCUCGUUGACGCUUCUUCUUUAAACCCCACGACGGGUCAUUCUUCUACGUGCAGGAAACGACCAGACGGAAUGCCUCCGCCGUCCUCGCCGCAGCUCAGUUCAUGUUAGGCCAGGAAGAUGGCCUCGAAGGCUAUAGUUCUAUCGAGCUGAUGCACGACCACCCUCGUCUGCUCGAAAUGGUGAGCGAAGGCGCUGACGUCACCAAGGCCGACGCCAAGGAGAUGAUCAGCAGCGCCCUGCUUCGUGUUCGCCUCUUGAGCCUCGACGAGUUUAUGAGAAUGACCGGCGUCGUCCAGGAGACGGUGGAGUGCCUUGCUGAUCCUGGUGCCAGGCGUCAGCUCUCUGACUUGAACCUCGAUUGCUGGCUACACAUCCGCCGCUUCCUGAAGAUAGCGGACGUUCUGCAGCCUCGAGCCGAUCUGUGUGAAAAAUGCUGGAAGUCACCGUCUGCAGAGCAGAGCUUUCAAGCGUUGGAAUAGAAGACAGGGCAUGUCCCUAUG